Messenger RNA from Cyprinodon variegatus (sheepshead minnow), 2022 nucleotides. RefSeq names its product eukaryotic translation initiation factor 4B (gene eif4ba). Gene Ontology annotation, molecular function: RNA binding. The record is from RefSeq and is a predicted model, not a curated record. Lineage: Eukaryota; Metazoa; Chordata; Actinopteri; Cyprinodontiformes; Cyprinodontidae. The transcript is spliced from 15 exons. The coding region runs from base 37 to 1935 and encodes 632 amino acids.
GUUCAUCCGGGAACUUCAACGAACUGCUUCUCCAACAUGGCGGCGUCAGCUAAAAAGAAGAAUAAGAAGGGCAAGACCCUCACGCUCAACGACUUCCUGGCAGAGGAUGGUGGAGGUGGCACUCCUGCUCCUCCCAGUUACCCAGCCAAGUCCACAAACUGGGCUGAUGAGACUGAUGACCUGGACGGAGAUGUGGCUACAUCGUGGCACACCGAGGAGGAUACGUACAGGGCUCCUCCCAUCGACCGCUCCAUCCUGCCUACGGCCCCUCGAUCGGCUCGUGAGCCCAACAUCGACCGCUCCAGGCUGCCGCGCAGCCCACCCUACACCGCCUUCCUGGGAAACCUGCCCUAUGAUGUCACAGAGGACUCGAUAAAAGACUUCUUCCGUGGCUUGGCGAUCAGCGCUGUGCGUCUGCCUCGAGAGCUCAGUAAUCCAGAGAGGCUGAAGGGCUUCGGGUAUGCCGAGUUUGAUGACCUGGAGUCGCUCCUCAGGGCUCUCAGCCUGAAUGAGGAGAACUUAGGGAACCGAAGGAUUCGAGUGGAUAUUGCAGACCAGUCAAAUGAUAAAGAAAGAGAUGGAGGCAUGGGAGGCAGAGACAGGGGUGGACGAAUGGCAGACAUGGGUCCUGACAAGACAGACAGUGACUGGAGAGCUCGCCCAAGUGCGGACAGUGAUGACGGACCUCCCAGGAGGGACGAUGCUUUUGGAGAAAGAUCACGCGACCGCUACGAGUCCGACCGUUACAGAGAAGGGUCACGGCGGGACGAUCGUUACGAUGGAGGAAGAGACCGCUACCGUGAUCGCUAUGAUGACAGGGACCGCAGGGAUCGCUAUGACGACAGAGGAGGCUUUGACUCCCGAGGUGGGGGAGGGCGCCGUGCCUUUGGAAGCAGCUUCCGUCGAGAUUACGAAGAUGGUCGAGGUAGUAAUGAUCGCUUCGGCGACAGAGAUCGUUAUGGCGACAGGGAAGACCGGUUCGAGAGACGAGAUGAAAGGCGUGAGGAGAGAGCCCCUCAGCAAAGACCCAAGUUGAAUUUGAAGCCCCGCAGUGUACCGAAAGAGGAGGAAGGUACCAGCAGCGGGGGUACAUCCCCAGCUGUCCCUCCAACCUCUGGAGGCAGGUCCUCGUCCAUAUUUGGGGGGGCAAAACCAGUUGACACCGCAGCCAAGGAGAGGGAGGUGGAGGAGAGGCUGAAGAAAGAGGAGGAGAGGCUGCAAAGACAACUUGAGGUGGACAAAAGCCGAGGACCUGAUAGAAAGAUGAGGGACCGGGACCCCAGCUGGCGCAAUGAGGAACCUCAUUCUGAGCGAUCUCGCACCGAGAGCGAGUCUUCACAGCCAGGAAGCACCUCUGGGAGAGGUUCAAGGUGCCUAGAUGGCGAACGGUCUGGGGAGAAUGAGGUUUUCUCUGGGAAAGAAGGGAAUUCUUCCCCUGGAUCCUCACCACGGCCGACCUCCACCAGCUCCUCAAAGGAGCCGCUGAAAGUGAUGCCUGCCCCUCCUCCCAAGGAGAAUGCCUGGGCCAAAAGAAGUGCUGUGAGUACAGGAUCCAGUGAGGGAGACAGUCGACCCCCGGUCUCUCCUGUCUCUCCGAGCAGUUCGGCUCCCCCCAAAUUCAGCUCCCCAAGUUCUGGAGAUGAAAGGGCGUCUGGAAAAGAUGAGAACAAGGCUGAUGGUGUUCGUCGGGACCGAGGGGCCCCACGGACACGAGGGGGGCCUGCAGGGCCUGGAGCUGGGCGGGGCCGAGGAGAGGUGCCCAACAAAGACAGAAAAAAGGAGGCAGACAGAAAGGACAACAAGCGAGAGUCCAGACCGCCUCCAGAGCCAAAGAGAUAUGAGGAAACCCCAAUCCCCAAAUUCAGCUCAGCCAGCAAAUACGCCGCUUUGCUAAUGGACGGAGACCAAGGAGACGACGCCGAGGACGUCGAGUAAAUGUCGAAGCCAGACCCGAAAGCUCAUCAAGAGGAGAAAAUGAUAAAACUCCAGAAAAAAAGAAAAAAAAUCUCACAUAGUCUACGU